This is a messenger RNA of Cooperia oncophora, 807 nucleotides long. NCBI's taxonomy places the organism in Eukaryota, Metazoa, Nematoda, Chromadorea, Rhabditida, Trichostrongylidae. The record is from the annotation of a GenBank genome assembly.
AUGUACACCGUAGAUAAUGAAUCGGCAUUUCCUUAUGUGAUGCCAACACCACCAGAGAAUCAGCCUGACGAUGAUGGUGGUCACAACGUGCCAAACGGUGGAGCUUCGUCUCCAAGUAUUGAGUUUUCUCAGUCGCGACCAAAUGGCCUCUCAACCAUCUCUGGAGUGUUCGCUCCCGUUGCUCUAUCAAUGUUCAGCAUUUUGCUUUUCAUGAGAAUGGGGUUUGUCGUGGGGCAGCUCGGAUUCCUGGUUACUGUUGUACAGCUUUUAAUGGCUUAUGGAAUUGUUAUGUUGACUGUGCUAUCUCUUUGCGCGAUAUCAUCGAAUGGAGCUGUGGAAAGCGGAGGAGUUUACUACAUGAUCAGUAGAUCACUGGGACCAGAAUUCGGUGGUGCUAUCGGUGUUUUGUUUUUCGUUGCUAAUGUCUUCUCAUGUGCUCUAUAUGUAUCGGGAUUCACUGAGGCACUGCUGAACAACCUUGGUGGAGGCCAAUUUCCUGACUCGCCCAUGUGGCGAUUUUUAUACUGUGUGCUGGUUUCUCUCGUUCUCCUUAUUCUUGCUUUGCUUGGCGCUGGUAUGUUCGCGAAAACGGCAUUGUUCACCUUUAUUUUGAUCUCGAUUUGCUAUUCUACGUGGCUCUUUUCUGUGAUAUUUGAUGGACCCAUGCAAGUGCCUAUACCCAAAGUAAAUACUCCUGCUUAUCGUGUCCACGAGAACGCUUCUGAUCCCGAAAGUCCUAUGAUAGUGCAGUUGAAUCAGACCUUAACCGCGAACUACACUGGAUUUAGUUCCAAACACACUGGGUGA